AAUGGCUUCCAGUAAGCCUGCCUGUCACAACAUCAAUUAACACACAUAUCUACCCAUACAGUGAGGGAGGGGUUGAUGCAUAGAGUAAACUAUAUAGCUUGACAAGAAGUCACAUGAUCAAUGGGCGUCAUAAAUCGGGUCACUUUUAUAAAUAAGCGUUGUGCGCGCACGUCAAGACACAAGAGCAGGUGCACGCGUCAUAAAUGAGAAAGAAUUCAACGAGCGUGUGUCGUCUCCUUUAACGCGCUCUCGUUCACUUGUGUAUCAAUCUGUGCGCUGUUGCCAACUCGGGCGCUUCGUGUCGCCAUCCUCCGCCAGUUCCGUUACGAGCUUAUCAUCACCGGAGCAUCGCAUCAGACCAGACUGCCGUCGGGCGACUCCGGGCGUGUCCGUCUGCCGUGAGCGAACAAGCGAGCGCGUGCGUGUCAAGAAAGCGCGCGUAUAAAACCGUUAGGGAACGUAAAUAAAAUGUUUGGAAAUCGAAAAGCGUCGCAUCUUCAUCCCUAGAUAGUUGUUUAUCGGACAAAAGCAUGAAGAAGCAUCACAGCCCCGCAAAGGGACCGCCGGAAGUCGCCGUACCAGACACCGAGGCGACCAUACAACAACUCAACAAGCUGUUGUCCAACGGUAGCGGUUUCUACAGCCUGCCAUCACAUCACUUCAACGAGGUGUUUCCCAGGAUUUACAUCGGCAAUGCGUUUGUGGCCCAGAAUGUGAUGCGCCUGCAGCGGUUGGGUGUGACACACAUACUAAACGUUGCAGAGGGAAACUCUUUUAUGCACGUCAACACCAACGCAGAGUUCUAUGCAGGAACUGGAAUCACAUACCACGGCAUACAGGCCAAUGACACGGAGCAGUUCAACAUCAGCGCGUUCUUCGAGGAAGCAGCAGACUUCAUUGAUAAGGCUCUGGCACAUGGAAAAGGAAAGGUGUACGUUCACUGCCGCGAAGGAUACAGCCGGUCCCCCACUAUCGUACUCGCUUACCUCAUGCUCCGUCACAAGAUGGACGUACGAGUCGCCACGGCUACAGUAAGGCACAAGAGAGAGAUUGGCCCUAAUGAUGGAUUCCUACGCCAGCUAUGCCAACUCAAUGAAAAGCUGGCACAGGAGGGCAAGUUGAAGACUAAAUGAAGGGAAUUUUGGUUUUUUAGAUGUACACAUGCAGUCGCACAUGGUCUAAAAAGUGUGCAGCCGUCUAAGUAUAUUAACGGAAUGUAUGCAUACAUUUGAUAUGAUCAAACAGAGCAUAUGCAUGGAGGUAUACAGUGAUUUCAAACAUACACUCCUACAGACACGUAUAGUUCACACCCACAAAGUGUUGUUAGUUACAAAAAUAAUCAAUCCUGCCUACAGCUGGCUGCUAAAUGGGAAAUCUACUGGCAUAUCUAGAUUAUUAAGACUGUAUAAGGAACAAGGGCAGAGUUUUUUAUGUCAUCACAAUUCUCAUUUUCCAUAUUAGUGGCGAUCUCUCAUCAGGACCACCUUGAAGCCUAAAGCAUUCCAGUAAAGCCAACUGUUUGUAUAUCUCACAAAUUCAACUUUUGGAGCAAAACAUGCCCAGCAGUCACUGGUAAAGAUUGUAGAGUAGAGCACAAUCACUCUGCAGGCCAUUCCUAUUUGUAUGUAGAAGAAAAUGAUAUUUAGGUAAAAACAAUGAAAAUUGACCUUUUACAACCCAUUUACAGAAACUUACAGCCAGAUUUGUGAUGGCUUACAAGCAUUUUAAAUCAGGAGUUAAAACAACCAUUGACUCGCCAAAUAACAUUCCACGUUGUACCAAGAAGUAGCAUACAAUCAACAAGAUAUAAUUACCAUUAACAUGAUUCAACGAACACGGUUCAAUGCACUGACAAUGCAUCAGCCCAUUAGAUCUGUUUUCUCUGGAAUCACUUGCCACUGAUUCACUGCCAGUCUCAUGCCGCACAUUACAUCCACCGUGAGAUCAUAUUAGCCAGCCUUGACCAGAGAGACAUGUACAGUACAGCAGAAAAAAGCCACUGCUACAGUAUGUCACCUGUCUAAUGAUGUGCCCUUAUGCGAGGUUUGUGACCUACAGUCUCAGUGCCCCAGCUCAGAGGGUCACAUGGUUCAGUGCAAAUUUUGAUGUCUGUCUAUUUGAAGUUGGUGUAAAUUGGCAUGUUGAAGAAUUAGAAAAGGUUUAGCGCAUAACCAUGUUAUUUAAAACCACAUUGAAUUUACUGAUGUUGAUGCUGUGCUUAAAGUCUAUAUUUAGUGGACACUUAAGCCCGGACUAUAGUCUGUUUUUUUUUACGGGUACGCGAACAUAUGCAUGCGCACGAUCAAAUGCACAGCCUUGCAAAGUAUGGUUUAUUUGACUUGUACUUGUGCAGUUGUCGCACCCCUGUGAACAUUGCAACAAAAUGCAAUGCAUCCUCCUUGGCUUACCAACUACAUUCUCCUGUAGGCACAUGCACGAUUUUACCCUAAAAAUGUUUGUGGUUGAAGUAUAGUCCAUUUUUUACGUAUACGCGAUAGUUUGUGUACAGUGCACAUGAUGCAUUUUUCGUAAUCGGAUUUUUGACACAUACAUUGUACAUGUAGAUCGCGCAUGCGCCUACAGGAGAAUGUAGUGUGUAGCUCAGAAUAAGCAUUGCAUAUUGUCACAAUGCGCAUGCAUAUCUGUGUACAUGUACAAGUCAACUCAGUUGAAUUCAAUUUUAUUUAUAUAGCGCUUUGCACAAUUGUUGUUUCAAACAGCUUUACAUGAAUAGAUGCAGGAGAAAACAGAAAAAUCGAUGGACAACAUAAGCAGCAGAAUACAGCGGCUAAUAUUAUACCAUACUAGCGAGCAUAGUAACAAUGUAACGUAUAGACUGUUUCAGCAGUAACAACAUAAACAAGCAGCUGUCGCGGUCCGCACGCAACUUCCGGUAAACUCCGUUAAGAAUAAAUAACAACAAAGUUCUUUAAACGUAGUUUAUUUAUAUAACAAGCAAAAAAACAACACAUAGAUUACCUAGGAAACCAAAACAUUUGUUAUAUUCGACAAGGCAUUCUUUCAAGAGAUUAGUUUAGUAACUAGUCAGAACAUUAAAAAACGAAACCGGAAGUAAGGUUCGGAUCCAGACGUGUAUCACGUGCAUCCGAUGAAACCGUCUAUAGAAGAUGGUGUUAUGUUAAGCCAAUGUCAGCUGAACCCCCAGGGGUUGAAAAAUAACCCUAGGCAGUCCCUCCAGAAAAACGCGAUUAUGCAAUCGCAUGAUUCAAUGCAUAAUCAGCCAAAGCUCGCAUAUUUAUGCAGGGGCCGCAUUUUUUAAAUACGCCGCACUUUUGCCGCAUAAAUUGCAGAUUUCUGCUUGGAAAAUAAGCGGGCUUGCAUGAUUUCAUAAUCCCCACAUUUUCAUAGCAAAAAGUCAUAAAUAUCCAAGCAGAAAGUUGAAUUUUUUUAUUUACUUCACACAUGCGCAGCUAUGUCCCCUGUUGUCAUGGGAAUGUUAGGAAGUGACGUAAUUACACGAAGUGGACAUCAAUGAAAAGCUGCAAACAGUUUUUGCAAGUUCCCGCAAUUUUGGCAAGUUCCCGCUAUUUCAUUGCAUAAAAUUGCAUAAAUAUCCCGGAUAUUCCAUAGCAUUUUUUUUUAAGAAAAUGUGCCGCAAGAUCAAUGAUUUUUGCCUGCAACAAUCAUAAAAAACUCUGCGUUUUUCUGGAAGGGCUACCUAGGAGAAAACCCCUCCUGAAAAAAUCCUAGGAGGGAAAAAAUAUAUACACAAAUAAUAGAUAAAACGGGGGCAGCUGAUGGCCGUUGGUCAGACAUCACGUUGAAGGAAGGCCAGUAGAUCAGUGGUGUGAUGACCUUCACGUCAGCAGGAACUGGUCCUGUUUGUCUCAUUGUCCUUGGGAUCGAGGACGAGACAGGGGGUCAAAUAAACUAUACUUUGCAAUAGGGCUGGGCAAAAAAAAAUCGAUAUUUCGAUUAAUCGGUUUUUUUUACGUGGUCGAUUCAAAAUCAUUUCUCAAAGAGCAGAAUCUUUUUUUUAAUAUAUAUAUAUAUUUAUUUUCAUUUUCGCAAACAUUGAAUGUAAGAUUAACGUUAAUCUAAUUACUAGUCUUCUUCACUAGAUGUCACCCUCUUUUUUGAGAGCCUGUCAUUCAUUCAUUCAGUGCUGAAAAUGGCGGUUUCACAUAAAAAGUCCGAGGUAUGGAAGAAUUUCAGAUUUCGCAAGCAAGACGACGACGAUAGUGUUGUGGCUUUUAAUUUCUUUUUAUUAAUAACCCACAUGUAAACUGCUGUUCACUGUUCACGAGUUGAAUCGAGUAUAAAAAUUGACCCGAGAACCAGAAUCGAAAUUGAAUCGAGAAUCGAAAUCUAAUCGAUUUGAUAGCUUGUGAAUCAAAAUCGAAUCGAUCUGGAACAUCUGAAUCGAUACCCAGCCCUUCUUUGCAAGACUGUGCGUUCGACCGUGCAUGUGAAAACAGACUAUACUAUGGGCUUUACAGUACAUGAGAUUGAAAUUGUAAUGGAUUUUGCUGCACUGUUUGUUUCAGUUUUUAAUGGGGUCAUAUCAUAUUUGUUACACUUAUAAUGUUAUUCUAGAAUUUAGGCAAAAAACUACCUUGCACCACCUUUUUGCUCCUUAAAAUUAUCCGAGUAAUUUUUGCUGCUGUGCCUUUAAGACUUAUAGGUGCAAUAGGUGCAGCGGACAAAUAGAUGUGGGCGGUCACAUUACCAAGGAUAUCAGAAGGAAGAUUUCCAACAUUUAUUUUAAAAUAAAAACUUGAUUUUUUUAUGAUAUGACCCCUUUAAAGUAAGAACAGCAUCACUUGGUAUAAGUGUAUGUCAUCAUAUUAGUUUGAUCUUUAAAGGGGACCCUUGGGGAUCUAAGCAUUUAUUAUUGAUUAAGCAUUUUCCAACAUCAUAAAAUAAUACAGUACAACUCUUAGACUAGAUUAUAACACAGAAUAUUACUUAUGCCUCUUUUUAUAUUUAUAUAUUCCAGAUAUAUACUUGUAUAUACGUAUUUAGAUGUUGACAUAUAUGAAUGUAUAUGAACCGUCCAUAAUUUGUGUAUACAGCAUCUGUUCAGUAUCUGUCUAUAGAAAUGUCAGCUAUAUUGUAGUCAACAUUUUAUUUAUUUUGAAGCUUCAUGAAAGCAUUUAGAUGCUUAUUUUGUUUCAUACACUUAAUUGUUUGCUAAAAGCUUUCUUAUUUUUAUAAACAUAUUUUAAUGUUUUUCUUUCUACUAUGAUGGAAAGUGGCAUAUUUUGCUAUUUUGUAUUAUUGCGUUGUAUUAGAGGAUCACAGUUUGUUUUAAUAGCUAACAUUGGUUUAAGCUACUUGUCCAGUUAAAUCCACAAUAACUUUUAUCUGUAUAUAUAUAUAGUAUUAAUAGUAUCCAAGCAUACCGACUAUAAACAUUCCUUUAUUAUAAUCUGGAGACUUAGGCUUUACACAACCUAACUAACUGUAGCUAUGAAAACCUGUGUGCCGUCACAAAACAACUGAACCAAUGAAGAUGGUCUGUGCCAAGCAAACUAUGGGAAUUUAUCAGUCAUUAUGAGAUGUCUGAACUGAAAUCUGCCUGUGCUUUGAGUCUGUAGCUGCAACUUUUAACCUCAAAAAGCGACAAUUUCACACGAGCAGAUUUGGAAGAAUAUUAUAUCAAGAUGCUUUUGCUAGCCCUAUACUGGCUUCAAAUGAACACACCCUGAAAAUGGAUUUGUGGAAGGAGAAACACUGCCAUCUGCUGUCGAAAACCAUGUGUGGUUUGCACAAACUGUCCUGCUAUGUAUUGCCUUUUAUUUGUAUGUAUCAGAUUGUACGUUACACAUAGAUGUUAUAAACAAAAAUGUAAUCUUACAGGGACGAUUUAAUGAAAAUGGUUAUACUACUAUAUGGCUUAAUGAUGUCAAUAGUAUACUGUAUACAUUACAAUGAAUCACAAUGCUGCUUGGUCAUUUUGUAUUUAUGUCUCAUUAUCAAGAUGUGAUCAUUUAAACUUUUUAAUAGUUUUAAUUGGAUAAUAAUAAUACAGAUGUUGAGAAAACGCUACCUAAGGCUGUAAAUGUAAAUGCAAACUGUCCAAGGUAUAAUGCUAAAUUGUGCUUGAAGUAGGCUUUGCUUAAACGCUCAUAUAAGAAAUGUAUUUUUUACACACAUAUACAAGCACAUAGUUGCAAUCAUAUAUACAUACACACACACAUACUGCUGACUACAUGUAACUCUAUAUCGUCUGUGUGCCGUCUCUUCCUCCUGUAUGAUUUGUGUUGUUAUACUGUAAUGUGAUAUUGUAAACGAUUGACCGUUUGUUUGCUGUAAAGGACACAGAAACUUCAGCGUUAACAAAUUUGGCAGGAGGGUUUGGCACAAAUGUUCACACUCUCAAAUGAUCUGUUAACAUUUAGUUGAUUGACUGAUUUACGACGUUAUGGAAUUGAUUUAUUUGGGAUUUGAUCAGGAAAGGAAUAGGGAAUGGAGGUAAAAUGAAUGAAUUCACAGAACACAGGCUGUCUAAACAUCCCACCUUAAAGCCUUAUCCUGCAGAUGGAUUGUAUAUUUUUGAUUAAUGACGCAAAGCAAGGUGAACAGCAUCUGAAGAGACUUUGUUGAAGUGCACUUGAUUAAAUUAGUUAUUUUUCUUACAUUGGAAAAACUGCUUUUCCUUUUAUGAUGUAAAAAUAAAUGUCUAAAAUUUAAA
Paramisgurnus dabryanus is the source of this 6658-nucleotide messenger RNA. Lineage: Eukaryota; Metazoa; Chordata; Actinopteri; Cypriniformes; Cobitidae. The record is from RefSeq and is a predicted model, not a curated record.